Messenger RNA from Ornithorhynchus anatinus (platypus), 465 nucleotides. RefSeq names its product nanos homolog 3-like. NCBI's taxonomy places the organism in Eukaryota, Metazoa, Chordata, Mammalia, Monotremata, Ornithorhynchidae. Gene Ontology annotation, cellular component: perinuclear region of cytoplasm. Gene Ontology annotation, molecular function: mRNA binding; zinc ion binding. The record is from RefSeq and is a predicted model, not a curated record. Gene Ontology annotation, biological process: negative regulation of translation; oogenesis. The coding region runs from base 1 to 465 and encodes 154 amino acids. The transcript has a single exon.
AUGGAGGCCUUCAACCCGUGGAAGGACUACCUGGGCCUGGCCCGAGUGGUCGAAGCCUUCCGGAAGGAGCCGGGCCCCCGGGACGUCCGGCCCGAGGCGGCCGCGGCGGGGGAGAGGCGUCUCCCGCGGCCGGCCGGCCCGGAGGGCGGCCCCUCCUGCCCCUUCUGCAGACACAACGGCGAGGCGCGGCACAUCUACCUGUCGCACAACCUGAAGGACGCCGAGGGCCGGGUGGUCUGCCCCAUCCUCCGGGGCUACGUCUGCCCCCAGUGCGGGGCCUCCCAGGACGCGGCCCACACCAGGCGCUUCUGCCCCCUGACCAGGAACGGCUACACGUCCGUCUACACCUACGGGCCGCGGAACCCGGCUUCCAAGGCGGCCCCCGGGCCCCACCCGCCCAAGCCCAAGGGGACCCCGGCGGGGCCGGCGCCCCGGGGGUCCGCCUCGGCCCCGGGCGGCCGCUGA